CUCAAGUUAGACUAGGGGCCUGUGGAAACAUGAAGAGGGUUAAUAGCUGUGUGAAGAGUGAUGACCAUGUCCUGGAGGAGCUGGAAACAGAAGGGGAGAGGCAGCUGAAGAGCCUUCUUCAGCAUCAACUUGAUACUUCUGUCUCUAUUGAGGAAUGUGUCUCUAAGAAAGAAAGUUUUGCCCCUGGUACUAUGUACAAGCCCUUUGGGAAAGAAGCAGCUGGGACUAUGACUUUGUCCGAGUUCCAAACACUGCAUGAAAAGGACCAAGAGACUGCUUCUCUCAGGGAACUAGGACUCAGUGAAACAGAAAUCAUGAUCUGGAAAAGCCAUAUUUCAGGUGAAAAGAGGACAAAGCUGAGAGCAACUCCUGAAGCAAUACAGAAUCGUCUUCAAGAUAUUGAAGAAAGAAUCUCAGAGCGUCAGCGCAUCCUUUGCUUGCCACAGAGAUUCUCAAAGAGCAAACAGCUGACCCGACGAGAAAUGGAAAUAGAAAAGUCUUUAUUUCAGGGAGCUGAUCGUCACUCUUUCCUUAAGGCUCUUUAUUACCAAGCAUACCACAAAAAGACAAGUGCAGACAAGUACAUGACCUCAAUGAAGAGGAAGAUAAAAUUAGGCACAAAAGAUGAACCCCAAAAGAAGAACAAAGGUGAUCCCAUGAACAACCUGGAAAGUUUUUACCAAGAGAUGAUAAUGAAAAAACGUCUUGAAGAGUUCCAAGUUAUGAGAGGUGAACCUUUUGCUUCACACUCACUGGUCUCAGCUACAUCAGUGGGUGACAGUGGCACAGAUGAGAAAGCAUCAUUACUCCUGAACAAGGGAAAACAGGCAGCACAGGGUAAAGGUGCCAGUCUCCAUGUGGCAAAAGUUAUUGAUUUUUCACCUGAGCGGUGUUGGACUGAGCCUAAGAAGCUGACGCAACCAGUAGAACUUGUCCCAGAAGAUGAGAUCCAAAGAAAUCGUUUGUCAGAGGAAGAGAUCCGAAAAGUUCCUAUGUUUUCUUCAUAUAAUCCAGGGGAACCAAACAAGGUGUUAUACCUGAAGAACCUUAGCCCUCGAGUGACUGAAAGAGAUCUUGUGUCAUUGUUUGCUCGGUUCCAGGAGAAAAAAGGACCUCCUAUUCAGUUCCAAAUGAUGACUGGACGAAUGAGAGGACAGGCUUUUAUCACUUUUCCCAAUAAGGAGAUAGCAUGGGAAGCCUUACAUCUAGUAAAUGGAUAUAAACUGCAUGGGAAAAUAUUGGUAAUAGAGUUUGGGAAAAACAAAAGUCAACAGUCAGACCUCCAGGAUCCUUCUCUCAUAUCAUCUAUGACAGACAGCAGUGUCGAGAUCAGUGAUAGCUAGAAUGAAUAUACAUUGUCCUGAAUGAUCAGUCUUGCAUUAGAAUCUUGGAGCUAAGAUUUGUUUAAAGAACAUAAAUUAACUGAGACCGGAAAAAAAUGUAAUUAGGGCAAUGCCUUUCAGGUAUUAUAGAUAACUAGAACAUAUUUUCUACAACCAAAAAAUAUACAGGACAAAAAAAAAUAUCCUGAGUAUUAAGGGUAGUAUACAAAGAGUAUUAUUUUUCUCAAGGUAAAUUACAUAGUAUUAUUCCUGAGAAUUUUGUUAAAUUUUUAUUUCUGGUGUCUUCAAAAUUUACCCCUAGAGGGUUGGUGAAAUGGCUCAGUA
Octodon degus (degu) is the source of this 1667-nucleotide messenger RNA. It is a transcript of the gene Rbm41, whose product is annotated as RNA binding motif protein 41. Gene Ontology annotation, cellular component: U12-type spliceosomal complex. Gene Ontology annotation, molecular function: U12 snRNA binding; pre-mRNA intronic binding. The coding region runs from base 30 to 1343 and encodes 437 amino acids. Gene Ontology annotation, biological process: mRNA splicing, via spliceosome. NCBI's taxonomy places the organism in Eukaryota, Metazoa, Chordata, Mammalia, Rodentia, Octodontidae. The record is from RefSeq and is a predicted model, not a curated record. The transcript is spliced from 8 exons.